UCUGUGUGACUUUGGUUGUUUGAGGAACAACCAUUGGUUCGUGAUGCAUCACGCCAACAGAUGCAGGCUAUAAAAGAGGCACCGGUUUCACAUCCUCUCCAACCACUGGGACACCCUCAGCUUCCGCAGAAGAAGAGACGGCGAGAUGAAGGUUCUGCUGCUCAGUGCUGUCCUUGGUCUGCUUUAUGCAGGCCACGGUGAAGCUCAGCUACUUCUCAAACCGUUUUCAGGGAAAUGGAAAACCCAUUACAUCGCAGCCAGUAACAAAGACAAGAUCACUGAGGGUGGGCCAUUCCACGUGUACGUACGUCAUGUUGAGUUUCAUGCAAAUAACACAGUUGACAUCGACUUUUAUGUCAAGUCAGACGGAGAAUGUGUAAAAAAACAAGUCACAGGAGUAAAGCAAAAAUUUUUCGUUUAUCAAGUUGAAUAUGCGGGUCAAAACGAAGGUAGAAUUCUUCAUCUGUCACGUAACGCUAUAAUAGUAUCUAUUCACAAUGUGGAUGAAGAAGGAAAAGAGACAGUCUUUGUUGCAAUAAUCGGCAAACGUGACCGGAUUUCAUACCUAGACAAUUGGAAGUUCAAAAAGGAGACAGAGGACAGAGGGAUUCCAGAAGAAAAUAUCGUGAAUUUCUCUGAUAAUGAUGACUGUCCAAAGGAGUGAAUAAAAUUUACUUCCACACUUUUUAGUCACUGAGACCAGUCACAUCCUCUUCUGCAUGGAAUCAAGAUCAACAACACAAAGAUGACUUUCCUGCUUCCUGAUUAACAGGAUCCUUCUCUCUUCACAUACACACUCUCUUUCCCGUCUCAUUACUCCUGGUCACUGGUUAUGUGCUGUCUGAUGGUAUUUGAUUUCUGAAGGCUUAAAUAAAUUGAUUUAAUACCUGCCCUGCAAA
This is a messenger RNA of Bubalus bubalis (water buffalo), 899 nucleotides long. Its product is annotated as odorant-binding protein-like. Bases 146 to 664 code for a protein of 172 amino acids. Lineage: Eukaryota; Metazoa; Chordata; Mammalia; Artiodactyla; Bovidae. The record is from RefSeq and is a predicted model, not a curated record. The transcript has 7 exons. Gene Ontology annotation, molecular function: odorant binding; small molecule binding.